Molecule: messenger RNA, 6931 nt
Organism: Cynoglossus semilaevis (tongue sole)
Lineage: Eukaryota; Metazoa; Chordata; Actinopteri; Pleuronectiformes; Cynoglossidae
Gene: itprid2
Product: ITPR interacting domain containing 2
Exons: 22
Coding region: 224-4642 (1472 amino acids)
Molecular function (GO): signaling receptor binding
Source: RefSeq, a predicted model, not a curated record
UUGUUGCUGCUUCUUCUGUUGGAGCUGCCGCCGCUGGUUUCAGGAAGCGGAAGCAGGGAUGUUGGGGUUUUUUUUAAAGAAAAAGUUUGUACACUUUUGAUAAUUUUCGUGUGGAUCAACAUACAACUGCGGAGAGACAUGAAGGUUUGUAACUCUGAUGCUGAUGCUAACUUUACAAACGUCGGUCUACUCUGACUGACUGAAUCUGAAGCGGUGACAGAAUAUGGAGAGUGGAGCUGUGGAACUUGGAAAAACUGCUGACCCAGAUUCCCAAGUACAGUCAAACUGCAGUAAAGCAUCGCUACGUCGUAGAGCCUGGGCCCAUAGCAAAGAUUCCACCUGGCACGAAUCAGAUCAGGAGCAAGGUGGGCCCCAGGGUCCAAAACAGGGAGACGGGGAUGCACAGAAACCCUCCGAAGAACCAGGGCAAGUUCCUAACAAGAUCACCAGCUGGCUGAUUGAAUGCAGGACUCCCAUUGGAGCCUCUUUGGAUGACCAGAGUGCUUCUCCCAGCAGAGGAGCACUGCGGAACGGCUGCAGCUUUGAAGAUGACCUUUCACUGGGAGCUGAAGCCAACCAUCUACAGUCCACUGUCAAGAAACCUGAUCCCUGUUUUGGUCUUGCGGCGGAGGACAAGAGGAGUCAAUUUAAGGAGAGAGGAAGAAGUAUGAACUCUACGGGGUCUGGGAAGAGCAGCACAGUGUCCAGUGUGUCAGAGCUGCUGGACCUUUAUGAGGAGGAUCCUGAAGAAAUCCUAUUUAAUCUUGGAUUUGGUCGCGAAGAACCUGACCUGGCCUCAAAGGUUCCCUCCAGGUUCUUCAACAGCUCGUCUGCAGCACGAGGAAUUGACAUCAAGGUCUAUUUGGGAGCCCAGAUGCAGCGCAUGGAGCUGGAGAACCCCAACUACGCUUUGACAAGUCGAUUCCGUCAGAUCGAGGUCUUGACCACCGUUGCUAACGAAUUCUUCCAGCUUUACAGUCAAGUCUCUGGUCAACCUGUUCAAUGUAUUGCCACUAAGGAACACGGAAUAGAUGGAGAACAGGCAGGAAGUGAUGAGCCGCCUCCCUUAAAAAGGGCCAGCUCGGCUCGCAAUGUUGCCAAAUUCCUCAAGAGAACCAUAACCAAGCACAAUCUUCUUGCCGCUCCAUCUGAAUCACCUGAAGCACAAACAGCUAUCAAGAAGACACAGAUGAAUGGACACGCACACUCUGAUCACACACAGUCCAAUGGUCACUCACAUGACUGUCCAGAACAGGAAAGCUCCAAUACCAGUCCUGACCACCAGGUGGACAUAGUCAACUCGAAGUAUAGCCGUAAGAAAGAAAGUGGAUUUCUGGCUACGGUAACUGAGGAAAACAGCGCAGAUGGAGAGACAGAGUCACUGACAGAGAACAGUCCUGAACAGAGUCCCUCUAGACCAGUGAACCUUGAAGAGCAUCCACCAGAGUCAGAUAGUGCUCAAAUAAAAAGUGGGAGAACAGAGGAUGAAUCUCAGAUAGUGACUGAGAAGAGUCUGACCUCGACCCCAGUGAAAGCUCCUCACACCCUGGCCCCACCUCAGCUGGCUCUGCUGCGCACUGAAAAGACAGACUCUUUUGAUAUGGAGGAGAUUCAGAGUAACGACGAUGAGGGUCUGCCUCACAGAACAUCCAGAGCUGCAGAUUUGUCCAGGACAGUCAGCCAGCAAUCUGACAGCAGUGGUUUUGCUGAGGAACCCUCGGCAGACUCUAACGGCUACCUCAAGAUACAGGAAAGCUGUGACAGCUGUGACAGUGAGACCACUGUGACAUCACACCCAUCACAAGAUGUGGCUACACCCCUUGCUGUAGACCAAUCAGCAUUCGAUUUGCCAGAUGGCAAAGAAGAAGAAUGGGUUCCAUGUGAUGCUGUCGAGGUCGAUGGAAGAAAUAGCUUCAAGGACGGUGAUGAGGACAGUGGGACCUCUGAACAUGUUGGGGUUGAGGGAAGGAGCAGCUCCAGGGAAGAAGAGGAGGACAAUGAGAGUUCAGAACAUGUCCAGGUGAAGGAAAGGAGCAGCUCCAGGGAAGAAGAGGAGGACAAUGGGAGUUCAGAACAUGUUGAGAUGAAAGGAAGGAGCAGCUCCAGGGAAGAAGAGGAGGACAAUGGAAGUUCAGAACAUGUCGAGGUGAAGGGAAGGAGCAGCUCGAGAGAAGAAGGGGAGGACAAUUUACAGCAAUUUCCCCAGUAUACAGCUCACUAUUUCCCCCAAAACCGACCAAUGGUAACGUACCAGGGUGAGAGUGAGGAGACACUGGACCCAUCUGAGGAAGGAAACUGGAGUGAGCCAGGACAAGAACAAAGACCAACAUUGGAAGAACACCAAUCAGAAUCUGAGAAAGAAAAAGAACUUGAACCAGCUGCUGAGCAAGGCACAACAUUCUGUGUUGAACAACAAAAGGAAACGAAAACAGAAUUGGGAGUAAAAACAGAACAUGCACAACAAAUAACACAGAAACAGACCAUUUCAGACACAGUGCCUCCAACAAAAAUAGAGGAAGCAAAGGACCGCUCUCAAGAUGAACCUGCAUACAUGGACAGUGGUGAUGAAUGUUCUCUUCCUGUUCCAUCUUCUCCUGUUCUAAGUGCUCUUUACCGGGCUAGACGGAACCAUCAGUGUAGAACAAGGGUGCCAGUAACUUCCAGUGAGAAAAACCAGGGCACAGUGAGAGGACGAGGGAAGCGUAGCAUCCCAUUGCAGAGGUCCUCCUCCCUGCCUUCCUCCAUCAUCUCUCCAACUAGGGUUGUGUCUUCUGUCAGAAUUCAGUUUGGGCAAGGUCAGUCUUCCUGCACACAGCCCACAUACUCUUACAAGUUCAUUCAAAAGGAUGCAGACGUCAAGGAAGAAAUAGAAGGGGGAAAUGAGGAGAGUCGUAGCACAUGUACUCUGCUCAUUAAUCCUGUUUCUCCAACUGGCAAUAAAAGCCAAAUGUCAAGACUUGCACCAGACAAUUCUGUCCCACCAAAACCCAUUCCACGCUACCUGUUAAGGUCACCCUGCUCCCUCACCAGCUCCAGCCCACCUACUGAUUGGUCAUUAGCUGAUCAAGCCCCAUCAUGGAGCUCCCAGAGCAUCCCUGAUCUCUCGUCCAAUCUGCAUUCACCUGCUCAAAUCCAUCACAACAGCCACGUCAAUCACAGCUGGAAUCCAGGGAACUUGAUGUUUCCUCAUCCUGGUACUACUCCUACUCCUCCGUACACAAACCCUCUUCCUAACCCUCCUUCCCUGAAUCCAAGCAUGUACCCAGGCUCUGAUAACCUUCCAUACCCAUCACCUCUCCAACCAUAUGCCAGUCUUCCUAUCCUUGAAAACCAUUACAGUCACCCUAUCCGCCAUCAUUCCAGUAUGUCCAGCCUCCACCAGCCUCCACCACCCUCUGCCCCUCUGCACGCCAGCCUCUCCAACCUACAUCAUGCUUCUACAUCAUCUUCUUAUCCAAACAUAAAUGUAGGUAAUCAGCAUCCAAAACCUUCCUUCCAAAAUCCCCAGGUCUACAACCAUCCAUUCAGCCCUCAGGCAUCAAACCAUGGCACUUCUCAAGCUUCACAGUUUUCCUUACCCUAUGGUGGUUACCAUGGCUAUAAUCCAAACCCACCCAUGGCUUUUCCCCAACCUGCCCCCCACCAAUAUACACACCAUGGACUCCCAACAGGUCAGCUUCCUCCUGCCCCAGGCUUUCUACCGGACUUGACUUCUGCUUAUGGACAAGCCCACAGUUUCCACCCAGGGUUCCCUCAUUAUCCAUGUUCUCCUGCUCCAGGGCCAGGGCCCAGUCAGGUCCUGUCCAGCACAGAAAUGCAGCUGCGGAAGGUUCUGCAUGAUAUCCGGGGAACUCUGCAGAGUCUGAACCAGAACCGAGCCAACACUCCGGACAUGUUAGGUGAAGGAGCUUCUUUUCCCUCCAGCCAGUCUUUGGCUGAGUUUCAGCAGAAGAGGCAGUGUCUGAACUUGUUCCGCAGUCAGAUGAUGGAUCUGGAGUUGUCAGUCAUGCGACAGCAAGCCCUGGUCUACAAACAUCUGAGCCCUUCUGACAGGUUGGAGGUAGAACAUCUCCAGUCACUGAGGACAGCCAUCAGAGAGCAACUACAAGAGUUGGAACAGCAGAUGGAAGAAAAGCUGGCACAGCACAGGGGUCUUCACAGAGACAACAGUGUUGACAGUCUGUCCUCCACCUCUGCACUGAGAGCCAUGGAGCCGGUGUCGGAUCUCCUCCGAGAGCAAUUUUCCCUCCAGUCGGAGCUUAGCUAUGACGGGAACACACCCUCAACCAACGUCUCCACCCGGUCGUCGACUCCAAUCCUUAGAGUAAGAAGAGAUAGUGGUUCGAGACAAGGUGUAUACCGGGCAUCAAUCAACAUAACACCCGUCCCUCCCCCUCGAGGCAACACACAUGUACAGGAAGAGGAAGUGCAAAUGAAUGAAGAAGGAAGUGAAAGAGGUGGGAAGGCUCCAGAGGAAGGACUUACAGGAGGCAGAGGAGUCACUAAUGACAGUCUGCAGCAGCUCAUCAGAGAGAUCCGGGAGAGUGUGGCGCAGGAGGUCCGGCAGGAGAUCUACAGUGAGUUGCUGGCUGCGGUUACACCGCGGGACUCACCUCUGCCCAACAGACAGAAAUAUCUGUAGUCAAUACAAAACAUGAAACAUCACAUUUUUGCCAACGGCCUUAAAAGCCACCACCUGAUCAGCACCACUGUCUGUCUGUAACACUGUUUAGCGGAGUAACACUGUCUGCAUGGAACACUAUGUGUCUGUAACACUGUAUGUCUGUAACACUGAUGACCUAAUGAACGCCUACAUGUGAGGAUCCUCGCCCACAUCUGAUAGACUCUGAACUGAGGAUGUGCAAUGCAUGCUGGGAACGCUACCCUCGGCCACCUUAUUCACUCUGCCUCCUUGUUAAGAAAAUGUGUGAGUUUUUUUUUCACUACACUUGUUUAUUUGUGUUUUCUAUACUUUUGAAGUCAGGCUAAAACUACGACCACUGUCACUAAUACUAUGAAAACACACUAUGAACUGCUAGCACUGCUUGCCACACUGCUGCAUUUAACACCAAUAACAGUUUAACAUCUGAAGGUGUCCAGACCCUGUUCCUAAUCCCAAUGCCGGCUCGGAUCAAUAUAACUGGGAGAGUUGCUGUCAUUAAUGUAUUUCUAUAUAAUUCUGCUGCAAUACUGAAAAGGCUGAUUUUAGCCUUAACUGUGUUGCAAAAGCAGCACAUGGGAGCUCCUUUUUUGACAGUUGUAUACAAGCUUAAAUCAUUUUAUUUUAUGCAUUUGUGCGUUUUACAAACAGUCAUUUCUCAACGUCAGAAGGGUCUGCUGGGGUCAAACUGAGCUUAAUUACAUAGGAUUAUUCCAUGCACAUUUCAUCUUCACAUGAAAGGGCUUUAGAUGUUUUAAGGUAAAUCAUUACUGUGUUAGCAGGCAUGGUCAACAUUCCAUCAUCAUCACUGUCAUCAUCAUCCUCAAUAUCAAUUUGCAUCAUUCCAGAGUUUCCCAAACUUACAAAAGCACUAAACUUUAAGGACCCAAUAAAAUUUUGCACAUAAUUGUAUCAAAAGAUCUGUACGUUAAUUAGAUUGGAACUAUUUAAUCUUGUUUUAUCUCAUGUUCUAUGCACAACAUGAGAAAAUCGAGAUUAUAAGGUGUUAGCCAUUUUUGGUAAUUGAGCAAAAAGUAGCAAUACUUCCUCAUACCACAGUUUGGUUUUUUUAGUAUCACUUUCACCAUAAGUUAUGAGCAUCCGUUUUUUUGUGCAGUCUGUUGUUUGCUGGUGUUCUCACAGUCGGCAUACGUUAGGUGUGUUGAUCACAGUAACAUUCUCAACUAAGUAUGUUUCAGCAGUGUAGCUAUAAAUCCUGUACAAGUACAUUACGCAGACUUAUACAGGAAGGAAUAACGUACAGCUGAUAAAACUCAUUGGUUGUAAAUAAGCAGGUAGUGAGGUCAGUGUGUGAUGUGAUGGGUCAAAGUUGUAGGUCAGAGGUUACUCUAUGGUAGCAGCAGCAGCAGGUAAUGUGAAGUUGUCAUAGAUGUGGUGAUGAUGAUGAUGAUGAUGAUGAUAUGUGAACAGAGGGAGCGAGGAGUUCAGUGCUGGCGGUAUAGGCCAAACCUUGGCAGUGUUGGCAUGUUAGCUUGACGCUGGCUGGUGACAAAACCGUGCAAUAAUAUUCAAAAAUAGUAUAUUUAGAUAAAAUUAUUUUUAAGAUUACAGUUUAUUAAAAAGACUAUUAAAACAUUUCAGAUGUGAUCAAAUAACAUCCUGAAUCACUUGCUUCUGUACCACAAGUUUCCGAAGACAAGUCGAUCUCAGUAACUCCAAUAAAAUAUACUUUCACUAUCUACAAUAGCUGGGAGCCACUCACAAUUCUUUUGUUUUAUUGUCUUCAUGUAAGAAUGUCAAAUUUACUUUACACAUGUUCAUUUUUGUCUUUCUUUAAUUCACAUCCUUGUUGAUAUUUGGGAGAAAUUUGAAGGGAAACACCAUCAAAAGUAAUUUUACAAGUAUCUCAAUUUUAUUUGGUCAAGUUAAGGUGUCUCCACUUGAUCUUAAUGUGAACUCUCCAUCAUGUGAAUUCACCACAUACCUGUAAGGAGACUUUUGAUCUUUGAUUCCAGUCAUUGUUUAUGAUCCUUGUGUUUGCAGAACAUGUUUUUGUUUUCUUUUUUAAUUUUGUCUGCUGGACACUUACUGUGAGCUCAGUUGCUCCCCACGGUGUUCACUUUACUUUGUGUUUUUAUACUGAUCUAAGAUCCUUCACACAUGUCUAAUUAAACUUUACAUGUUGGUGCCUAUUAAUUUCUGUUGAUGACUAUUAAUAAUGUAUUUUGUACUGAUGUAUGUCAGUGGGUUGCAGGGAGAGAUCACUCUGUAGAAUGACAAUAAUAAAGAUGUAUUUAUUUUCAUUACAAA